Messenger RNA from Brassica oleracea var. oleracea, 687 nucleotides. RefSeq names its product protein CURVATURE THYLAKOID 1C, chloroplastic. The record is from RefSeq and is a predicted model, not a curated record. Bases 58 to 495 code for a protein of 145 amino acids. NCBI's taxonomy places the organism in Eukaryota, Viridiplantae, Streptophyta, Magnoliopsida, Brassicales, Brassicaceae. The transcript has 6 exons. Gene Ontology annotation, cellular component: chloroplast thylakoid membrane; thylakoid.
UCAAUAACAAUUACUUGGACGUUCUCUUCUUCCUCAGAUUAACGAGAAAUCUCUAAAAUGGCGUCUGUUUCUGCAAGUUUGCCUCCACCAUUGCUGCUCACUCAGAGAAAACCUAACCUCACAUCAGUUCAGAAACUCCCAUUUUCUCCUAUUCGAGAUAGAAGAAGCCAUAGCAUGGGUCUUAUGGUGAAAGCUAGUGGCAAAAGUUCUGAAUCAUCUGAUCUCGACGUCAUUAGUUCAAUUCAGAAUGUUUGGGAUAAGUCUGAAGAUCGUUUAGGUCUUAUUGGUUUGAGUUUUGCUGCUGUUGUGGCUCUUUGGGCUUCACUUAACAUCAUCACGGCAAUCGACAAAUUGCCUGUUAUCUCCUCUGGGUUUGAACUAGUUGGUAUCUUGUUCUCAACGUGGUUUACAUAUCGAUAUCUCUUGUUCAAACCCGACAGAGAGGAGCUAUCCCAAAUUGUCAAGAAAUCAGUAGCGGAUAUACUUGGCCAGUAAGGCAGUAAAACGCAUGUGUUAUUCUGAGAUGAUUUGUGAUUUGUCACAUGAUAGCUGUUGUUGUUAUCUCGAGUCCAGUUUCAUGUACUGAACCUGUAAAUACUAUAUUGUGGGUUUUGGUUGCUGUUUCUUGUAAACGAAUCAAUCAUUUCAUAUAAAGAAUUAAGACAUCAGGAUCAGUUUUAGCUUAAA